AAAGAUCUGUCGAUGUGGCCUUGAAUGUCACUCUGGAUAAGAGCGUCUGCUAAAUGAGUAAAAUGUAGAAAGCUGUUUGCAACCUGACCAAUGAUGGCAGAGGUUAGCCAACAGAGGAAAGAUGGUCUUCUUCAACCUGGUCCAUCCAGACUUCACCAAGAGGCAGGACCCACUGUGAGAACAUCCACCCAACCAUCCAUCGCCUCACCUCAUCUUCCUUCCAAAGAGGCAUUGUCAGCAUUGUACCAACAGCGACAGAAAGUUGAGCUGCGGAGGCUCCUGAAGCACACCCACCCGGAGCUGAGGAGCCUGGAAAGCCUGGAUGGGGUGGUGGAUCGGGAGCUGGCUGAAGUGCUGUGUUUAGAAACCCAGCCGAUAGCUGGCGAGACCGGAUACGAGGGAGAGGUCCUGUCCAGGCGGUUGAUAUUUGAGAACUGUUUACACAGCAAUACUGUGGACACUUCUAAAAUGCACAUCGCGGAGGGGGCCGGGAAUAGAGUUGGGGCUGGUGUUGGUGUUUGGGGAGACAUGAAGAGAACAUCAGCCUUGUUUGAACUGCCAUGGUAUAACCAGAACCUUCAGGAGGGAGGGUUAAAGAAACCACAGACCAGGUGGGGAGGACUGAUGGUAUUCAUGGGGAACUUACUGAGUGUGAGGAGGAGGAGAUGGUCAGGUUGGACGUCCAGUCUGCUAGGAGGCUGUUUGAGAGCCAGCAAGUCGACACCCUGAGGGCCAACCAGGAGGACGUGACCCUAAACAAGGUUAUCGUGUCAAAGGAUGAGAGGGGAGCUGUUCAGAAGAGAAAACAAGUGUUUGAGACAAGAAGCAGUAAGACAGAUCAGAAAGUGAUCAAAAGCCAAAUUUGUUUUAAAAAUCUUGAUGUGAGUUCUCAGUCUGAGGGAGAAGUACUGGGUGUCGGUGUUAAUAGUGCAGACACUGAGGUUCAGCCACAGCAUGAAGGUUUCUCCACAGUCAAACAAGUCUUUGAGAGAAAGUCACAGUGUGUUUCAAACGCAGAUGUUGAAACUAGUCCAAGAAUUCCAAAGUAUCCGUGUUCUUCUCUGCUUGAAAACCAUCACAUAUGCAGGAACCAAAGCCCCAGUUCACUCCCAGGCGACCUAGCUCCUGACAGAAGGGUCCAGGAGGACAUGUUAGAGUUAGUGGCUAACGUAAGGGACAGAGCUCAAUUGUUUGAGUCCACUCUGUUCGACCUGAUUAACCACCAUAACAGAGAGGAGAUGGAGAUGGUGGCAGAGAGCAUCAAUGAGACAUUGAACUCUCUCUAUCACUUCAACGCCCUCCACUCCCACGGAUCCAUCAUCAAGGCUAGCGAGACAGGAAGUGGUCAGAAGGCUAGGUACAGGCUGACCCCCGGUCUGAGACCAGAGAUAGAACAGGAAAAGGUGGCUGAGGGCAGGGUUAAGAAUUUUAUACUCCAGCUGUUAACCCGGACGACCCUUAAGCCUCAGGUGGUUUACCUGAAGGAGGACGCGAAGAGGAACGUGGAGGUUACCAUGGUGAUGGUACCGUUCCAUCAGGUACGUCUGGCUUCAAACCAAGAUAAAGAGUUCAGAACAGCUAACGUUGUCCAGCUCAUUGAGGACAUCCUCAGUCAGGACAGCUCUCUGAGGAAAGGAGUAGUUAUACAGGAGGACGGUCAGGGACAGACUGAGGUCACCGUUUACUCCCUGUACAACGAUUCUGAAGGAGAGGUGGAGAGGUACUACCCCCCACAGGAACAGAGGACGGAGACCAACGUCCUAGACAUUGCUGCAGGCGAUGAGAUUAAAACUGAGAUUGGUGAAGUAAGGAGAGGCGAUGUGAAGUCAACCAUCAGCUGUCUCUUGGCCACCAGUCAGGACCACUCAGCCCCAACCACUUACAAACCUGAGGUCAAUGUCAUGGGGAAUGUCAAGUUAUUCAGGAGCUGCAUUGAAAAGGGAGAUCUGGAGUAUCUGAAAACCUUGCAGGUCCAGCCAGAGGAGAAGGAACUCCCACUUCAGACUGAUGUUGUAACAGGUGUCUCCACGGAGCCAAAUAUACAUAAUCAACAACAACAACCAGAGGAUCAGGUGGAGCAGAAUGAUCCGGAUAUAGUCCUUAAGAACAUCUUCUUAGCCAACCAGAGCUGUGCCCAACAGAACGAGACUAAGGCAGAGAAGACCUCUAAAGCAAUAGUACAGGACCAGCACACCUCUGUGGAGAAGAUAGAGACGUGCUCUGAUUCUGUUAUAAAGACCUCCACAUCCCAGACAUCCACAGAGCAGCACCAGGAGGAGGAGGAGGAGGUAGUGAGAGGUAAUGUACAGGCAGCGCUCCAAUCUCUGGAGAAGACUAGUGGCAUUAAUGUCAGCCAAGGAUCCAUGAUCUGCAUGAAAUCUCAAAAUCUCAGAAAGGAAGCCAUAAGAAGAAGACUAAUGUGAGGUAUGCUCCCAACACAAUAAAGUAAAGACUGGGACUCUGACUGAACCUCAACCAGCCCCUUCAGUAGUGAUGAGUGAAGGACAAGCCAUCUCUGUGAAGAGCAGUGACAUUGUAGUAGAUGUCCAGCAGACCUCUGUGCAGACGGAAGAGACAAGCUGUAAUUCUGUUAUAAAGAUCUCCACAUCCCACUCCUCUAUCACCUCAGAACAUGAACCUACACCCUGCCGCCUCAAGACCGAAGAGGCUAGCUGUGCUGCUACGUCUUCUGAAGAACGACAAAAUGCAGAAGCCUUGAGUAUGGAGGUCCAAGAGGGCACUGAGGUGGUCCAGAGAGGACACUUAAAAGCUGCCAUGAAGUCUUUACAGAGUGAAGAGGAGGAGGGAGGAAGAGGAGGAGGAGGAGGAAGAGGAGAAGGAGGAGGUACUGAGAGGUAAUCUACAGGCAGCGCUGCAUUCUUUAGAGAAGACUAGCGGUGUUAACGUCAGCCAAGGAGACUUCAAGGCUGCCAUGAUAUACAGGAACUCUGGGAAAUCUACAUUUCAAAGCCAAAAGAAGAAACCUGAUAUGAGGAAUGUUCCAAAACACAGUGAAUUAAAGACUGGAUUUUUGACUGAAGCUCAACCAUUCUCUUCAGUAGCGAUGAGUGAAGGAGAACAGGUGGCCACCAAGGAGCUGAGAGUAGCAACUGCAAAACCCCCCAGCCCAGACCAAACCACAAAUAAACUAGCUACAGCCUCCACUUUGAAACAUGAAUCUCAGACUGGCUCUCAAUCUCUAGCUCCCUCAAAGAAAAAGAAAAGACCUGUUGGCCCAAAACCUGGUCUUCUUCCGAAACCAGCAGUUCCUCCUAAACCAGGUCUUCUGCCGAAACCAGCAGUUCCUCUUAAACCAGGUCAGAUGACAGGAAGCACAGCUAGUCAGUCAACAGAGACAGAGGUACAUAUCAGUGACAGCCACACCAUUUCUAUAAGAACUACUAGUAGUAUUUCUAGUAUUGCUAGUACUAACAGUACUCAACCGAAAGAGUCAACCAAAAGUCAAACAAAAGAAUCAACUAAAUGUCAACAGAAAGAAUCAAACAAAUCAAAGGAAUCAAAGAAAUCAACUAAAAGUCAAUCAAAAGAAGAGCAAACGCCCCAAACAUUCACUAUCAAACCGAAGUCCUACGCAGAUGCCCUUUGCAGAGGCUUACAACAGACAGAUAGUGUUCCAGAGGCACAACAGAGUAGGUACGUAUCUGAGAGGCCAGCUGGGAGCUCAGUAGGAACAGCUGAUACUGGGGCUGACGAGGCCACCCAACACACUGGUGAUGCAACCCAACUCAAUGAGGAAAUUACAUUAAACCAGGAAGGUCAAGGGUCUGAGCUCAUCCCUCAGAGACAGACUAGUUUUAACUCGGUUCCAGUGGAGGAGAGCAACACUAAGUCACCACAGGAAAGGACUCCUACAGAGCAGAGACAGGGACCCCAGGGGGCCCUAAAGGACAAAGAGAAGGUCAAUGAGGACUUCAUAGGGUUUCAAGCAGCACUUCAGAACUUUGGAGGGAAGAGUAAAGCCCCUGUGAAACCUAAACAAGUGAAGAUGACCCAGAGUGAAGAGAACCAGAAACACACCUCUCUCACAGUUACACACACUGCUGUGGGACAGCAAGCCAGUGACCCUUCUCAGCCUCAACCAUGCAGUAAACCAGAGAACAACAUCCAGAAAGAAGAGAAGGAAAACACAGUGGUGAUGAGGGAGAAGAAAGCGGAGAUGGAAGCAGAGACAGAGGAUGAGCGUGGCCAGAGGCUGUCGGUCCACAUGGAUAAGAUCAUGAGGGGUAACGUGACCAUGGCCACGGAGAUCUUUGACAACCUGAGGAAGCAGGAGGAGCUGAAAGAGAUCUUGACCUGGGUGGAGGAGGUGGAGGAAGACACCAGCCAGGUGGACGUCAGGGCCCUCAGGAACAUCUUUGAGAAUAUACCUGACUGGGUCGUUGCCCCAAGAGACAAGAGGCAACGUAAACAACAACAACAGACCAAGGUGGAACAGAAGAUCUCAGAAGCGAAGAGAUCAGAGACGCUGAAAGAUGAUACUGAGACCUCAAUGUCCUCCAUGGCUCUUGUGUUCGGAAAUCUGGAGAGAGCAAGUGAGGAGAUCAUGAACCUGAAGGAGCAGACUUUAGCCAGACUGAUGGACAUAGAAGUGGCCAUUAAGAAGGCUUUGUACUCUGUGUCCACUCUUAAGUCAGACUCUGAUAUCGCUGUUCUGUCUGGCCUGUUUAAGGAGUCCCUAAAGGGGACAGCAGCCCAGGAAUCUCUAAAGGGGACAGCAGCCCAGACCCAAGGCUCCACUAGCAACAUCAGCACUAUCAGUACCGGCUCCAGCAGCAGAGCUAAGACAGCCCAGGGAAAGGACAGCCCUACCACUAAGACACAAAGAGACCCAGGUCUGCCAGCUGAUGAGAGACCUGUCAUUAAGUCCCAGAGCAGUCCUCCAUCCUCCUUAAUCUCCAUCCAGUCUGCAACCAAGCAGGAGUCAGAAGACAGAAUACAGGAGUCAGAAGACAGAAUACAGGAGUCUGCAGACAGACAACAGGAGUCUGCAGCCAGACAAAAGUCCUCCCUGCAGCCUCCACUGUGCUCAGCCUGUCAGCUCAGCCUGAAGUGUCGCCCUUCUGGUAGCCCUUGUAGCAGAAGCCCUCUCAAUCAGAAACAUCAGGUCAGUGUACUCGAAGUGAAGAUAGCCCCAGAGUGGAGUGAGGUCGUCGACACUAAGACAGUUAGGGAGAACUAGGAGAAGACAGAUCCGUUUGGCAAAAAGGUCUACUCCACCAAGACAUUCACUGUGGUGAUUCAGCAGACACCAGCACCUCUCCCAGGGGUUAGGUAGUGACCACCAGUCCAACCAGGUAUUGGGUAGGUCAAGGUCAUCUUGCCUAUCAACAAACCGUCACCGCCUUUUUAAAAAUGGUGCUUGCAACAGCAAGGGCAGUGGGUUCGAUUCCCGCUGGGGCCACCCAUACAAAAAUGUAUCUACUCAAGUCGCUUUGGCUAAAAUGGCAUAUCUUAUAAACUGUUUGAAUGAAUGAGAAAGGACACUUCAGGUUAAAAAAUAAAAAAAUAAAAAAUGACAGUCAGGAAGACAAGAUUUUUUAAAGUGUGUGUUUGUUUGGAUAGAAUUGUAAUAAAAUGUUGUUUGUAUA
Messenger RNA from Oncorhynchus keta (chum salmon), 5609 nucleotides. Its product is annotated as xin actin-binding repeat-containing protein 1-like. The transcript has 2 exons. Gene Ontology annotation, molecular function: actin filament binding. Bases 2933 to 5200 code for a protein of 755 amino acids. Gene Ontology annotation, cellular component: stress fiber; focal adhesion. Gene Ontology annotation, biological process: actin filament organization; actin cytoskeleton organization. Lineage: Eukaryota; Metazoa; Chordata; Actinopteri; Salmoniformes; Salmonidae. The record is from RefSeq and is a predicted model, not a curated record.